AUGGGUGCCCUCAAGUACGUCGAAGAGCUUCAGAAGAAGAAGCAGUCCGACGUCCUUCGAUUCCUCCUCCGCGUCCGCUGCUGGGAACUUCGUCAAUUGAACGUCAUCCACCGCGCCUCCCGACCGACUCGCCCCGAUAAGGCUCGCCGUCUCGGAUACAAGGCCAAGCAAGGCUAUGUCAUCUACCGCGUACGCGUCCGCCGUGGUGGCCGCAAGCGCCCGGUGCCGAAGGGCGCCACCUAUGGCAAACCUACCAACCAGGGUGUAAACCAGCUUAAGUACCAGCGAUCUCUGCAGUCGACUGCCGAGGAGCGUGUCGGCCGCCGUUGCGCCAACCUACGCGUCCUGAACUCGUACUGGACCAACCAAGACUCCACCUACAAGUACUUCGAAGUCAUCCUCGUCGACCCUCAGCACAAGGCCAUCCGGCAAGACCCCCGUAUCAACUGGAUCGUCAACCCCGUCCACAAGCAUCGCGAGUCUCGAGGUCUCACCGCUACCGGCAAGAAGUCCCGUGGCCUCAACAAGGGCCACCGCUACAACAAGACUCGCGCUGGUCGCAGGAAGACUUGGAAGAGGCACAACACCCUGUCUCUGUGGCGCUACCGAUGA
Messenger RNA from Durotheca rogersii, 612 nucleotides. RefSeq names its product 60S ribosomal protein l15. NCBI's taxonomy places the organism in Eukaryota, Fungi, Ascomycota, Sordariomycetes, Xylariales, Xylariaceae. Gene Ontology annotation, biological process: cytoplasmic translation. The coding region runs from base 1 to 612 and encodes 203 amino acids. The transcript is spliced from 3 exons. Gene Ontology annotation, molecular function: RNA binding; structural constituent of ribosome. The record is from RefSeq and is a predicted model, not a curated record. Gene Ontology annotation, cellular component: cytosolic large ribosomal subunit; ribosome.